Rhododendron vialii is the source of this 2488-nucleotide messenger RNA. Its product is annotated as cleavage and polyadenylation specificity factor subunit 3-I. The record is from RefSeq and is a predicted model, not a curated record. Gene Ontology annotation, cellular component: mRNA cleavage and polyadenylation specificity factor complex. The transcript is spliced from 6 exons. The coding region runs from base 172 to 2265 and encodes 697 amino acids. NCBI's taxonomy places the organism in Eukaryota, Viridiplantae, Streptophyta, Magnoliopsida, Ericales, Ericaceae. Gene Ontology annotation, molecular function: RNA binding; RNA endonuclease activity; 5'-3' exonuclease activity. Gene Ontology annotation, biological process: mRNA 3'-end processing by stem-loop binding and cleavage.
CUCUCUCUCUCUCUCUUGGGGAUUUUGUAGAAACCAUAGGACGUUCAAGUUAGGGUUUUAGCCAUUGCAUUCUCCUCUCUCUCUCUCUCUCUCUCUGUAUCUAUAUCUGCUCAGAAACUACGUAGGAAAUUAGAAGCUGGGGAAGUGAUUUGGGUUAAAGAGAGAAGAAGAAUGACUUCAACAGGACAACCCCAAUCGUCUCUGAAGAGGCGUGAUUCCUCGACUGGAACAAGGGAAGGGGACCAGCUGAUUAUAACCCCUUUAGGCGCUGGCAGUGAAGUGGGUCGCUCCUGCGUCUACAUGUCCUACAAAGGCAAAAUAGUUCUGUUUGACUGUGGAAUUCAUCCUGCUUACUCGGGGAUGGCUGCUUUGCCAUACUUUGACGAAAUUGAUCCUGCUACCAUUGAUGUGCUUCUUGUUACACACUUUCAUUUGGAUCAUGCUGCUUCCCUUCCUUACUUUUUGGAGAAGACAACAUUCAAAGGGAGAGUGUUUAUGACCCAUGCAACAAAGGCUAUCUAUAAGUUGAUGUUGUCUGACUAUGUGAAAGUGAGCAAAGUUUCGGUUGAAGAUAUGUUGUAUGAUGAACAAGACAUUCUUCGCUCUAUGGACAAAAUUGAGGUUAUUGACUUUCAUCAGACCUUAGAAGUUAACGGGAUCCGUUUCUGGUGUUACACUGCUGGCCACGUGCUUGGUGCUGCCAUGUUUAUGGUAGACAUUGCAGGUGUCAGAGUCCUCUACACCGGAGACUACUCACGCGAAGAGGAUCGUCAUCUCCGUGCUGCCGAACUUCCGCAAUUUUCACCUGACAUUUGCAUCAUUGAAUCCACCUACGGCGUUCAGCUCCACCAACCACGACACAUCAGAGAGAAGCGAUUCUCCGAUGUUAUCCACUCCACCGUUUCCCAAGGUGGUCGAGUCCUAAUUCCCGCAUUUGCUCUCGGCCGUGCCCAAGAACUUCUUUUGAUCCUCGAUGAGUAUUGGUCAAACCAUCCAGAGCUCCACAACAUUCCUAUCUAUUAUGCCUCCCCACUGGCGAAAAGAUGCAUGGCGGUUUACCAGACCUACAUAAAUUCCAUGAACGAGAGGAUCAGGAACCAAUUUGCCAACUCAAACCCGUUUGAUUUCAAGCACAUAUCGCCUUUGAAGAGUAUCGAGAAUUUUAAUGACGUUGGACCGUCGGUGGUGAUGGCGAGUCCGGGUGGGCUCCAAAGUGGGCUAUCUCGACAGCUAUUUGAUAAGUGGUGUGCGGAUAAGAAAAAUGCUUGUGUUAUUCCUGGAUAUGUUGUGGAGGGAACAUUAGCCAAAACCAUCAUCAAUGAACCCAAAGAAGUUACCCUAAUGAACGGUCUGACAGCUCCUCUUAAUAUGCAGGUUCACUACAUCUCCUUCUCAGCUCAUGCGGAUUACGCUCAGACGAGUGCAUUCCUGAAAGAACUCAUGCCGCCUAACAUAAUUCUUGUUCAUGGAGAAGCGAAUGAGAUGGGGAGGCUAAAGCAGAAGCUUAUUACCUUAUUUGCCGACGGAAACACAAAAAUUAUUUCCCCUAAGAACUGCCAGUCUGUUGAAAUGUACUUCAACUCAGAGAAAAUGGCGAAGACGAUUGGAAAACUUGCAGAAAAGGUCCCAGAAAUUGGUGAAUCGGUCAGCGGCUUAUUGGUGAAGAAGGGUUUCACUUAUCAGAUCAUGGCGCCAGAUGAUCUCCACGUCUUCUCUCAGCUAUCCACCGCGAACAUCAUUCAGAGGAUGACCAUCCCUUACUCUGGUGCCUUUGGUGUGAUCAAAUACAGACUUCAGCAGAUAUACGAGAGUGUAGAGUCUUCAACGGAUGAGGAGUCUGGGGUUUUGACUUUGCGAGUUCACGAUAGAGUUACGGUGAAGCAGGAAUCGGAUAAGCAUAUCUCCGUGCAUUGGAAUGCAGACCCCAUUAGCGACAUGGUGUCUGACUCGAUUGUGGCUUUGGUCUUGAAUGUGAGCCGGGAGAUGCCUAAAAUAGUUGAAGAGCCGGAACCUGGGAUAAACGAGGAAGAAAACAAGAAGAAGGUUGAAAAGAUAUCCCAUGCUUUGCUUGUUUCCCUUUUUGGAGACGUGAAGCAGGGAGAGAAUGGUAAAUUGCUGAUAAGAGUAGAUGGAAACGUGGCGCAUCUUGAUAAACAGAGUGGGGAUGUCGAGAGCGAAAACGAAGGUCUUAGGGAAAGAGUGAGGACGGCGUUUCGGAGAAUCCAAAGUGCUGUGAAGCCAAUCCCCAUUUCUGCUGCUUCUUAGUUUGAGUUUUGUAGGAGCUAAUUAUGCUAACUAUUUGUAAUGGGUAUUUAGAAUCAUUUCCUUUUCCUCUUUGACUUUGAGCAAUGGGAUCUCUAUGCGUAAUGGGUAUCACCACUUCGUUAUGAGUCUUCAAUGAUGUUAUAAGCAACUCUUGACAGGUGCCCACUCUGAGAAAGCAGGUUUUAUUCAAGGACAUCUCAUAUAGUGCUCUACUUUGUGUGCA